Messenger RNA from Dufourea novaeangliae, 2271 nucleotides. RefSeq names its product tyrosine-protein kinase receptor torso-like. Gene Ontology annotation, molecular function: transmembrane receptor protein tyrosine kinase activity; protein binding; ATP binding. The coding region runs from base 1 to 2271 and encodes 756 amino acids. Gene Ontology annotation, biological process: protein phosphorylation; cell surface receptor protein tyrosine kinase signaling pathway; multicellular organism development. NCBI's taxonomy places the organism in Eukaryota, Metazoa, Arthropoda, Insecta, Hymenoptera, Halictidae. The record is from RefSeq and is a predicted model, not a curated record. The transcript has 18 exons. Gene Ontology annotation, cellular component: signaling receptor complex.
AUGGAUACAGAAGAAACGAAACAAGAUGCUUGUUCCAACUACUUGAACGAAAUUGACCUUGAUCCAACGGUGGACGAGUACACGGCAGCCAAUGUAAGUCUUCACUGCAUCGCCGACAAAAAGAUGACGGUGAAAUUCAAUCCAGGAAUGUACAUAAUCGAACAAAGUGUAUCUGAAUCCACAUGGAGACCUGUGAAAGUGAUCACGGGCAGCGUGGCAACGUUCACAAAUUUGACAGCGGGUACCGAUUAUCGAUUCCGUUUCUAUGAAAUAACGGAAGAUGGGAUUUUACGACCGGAAAUGACGGAUUGGUUUUCAACGUACGAAGCCGAUUAUAUACCGCUACAGGUGAAAAAUAUAUCUGUGUUGGCACUGGAGGUUGACGAGAAUAAUGGGCGCAGUCUGCUCGCAGAAGUUGCCUUCGAACCGGCUAAAGAUCGCAAUUGCAACUAUGAGGUACUACUGUGGGAUGGAGAACUUUAUUAUAUGCACUAUCGUUUGGACAAGGAAACGGAUUUCCAAUUCAAAACGGUUUGUUUGGCAUUCGAUAAAAAUUAUAGCGUGUCAGUCAUUUCGGUUAACGGAGACAACAGAAAAGACACUGUGGAUACUAAGUUCGUUCCCAUCCCAUCGUGCCUGGAAUAUUACAAUAACUUGACCAUUUGCGCCCCAGCUGGAGUGGAAGGGUUGCAGGCUGAGCACAGACAUCUUUAUGACCAAUUCUAUGACCUUAACGUUGUUUGGGACGAGCCUCACCUAGAACCGGAUAAUUAUACAAUAGAAGUGACCGAAGCGAAUGAUACUCUUCUGGUGACCGACAAUGUUCCUGGCAAUCAAACCGAGAUUUUCUUCCCCAAUGUGAAACUCGGAUCUCAUUACAUUGUGAACAUCAUCGCUGAAUCGUUAGGGGGUGUUAGCGUGCUAACGACGAUCGAAAAGGAUAUCGUCAACGAAUAUGCAAGAGUAAACAAGUCCUAUCGUGAGUUGAUCAUCGGAGUGACUAUGUCGAUCACGAUCGCGAUAUUAGUUGGGAUGAUUUAUCUGCAAUACUACAAACAAAAGAAUAAACACUUUUCGGUGGAGUGCGCGCGUUUUGAGAGCUUUGGCCAGAAAGACCAGCCUAUAGAAACUACCACGAAAUUGCUGCACAAGGAUUACGAGAGUGAAUUCAAUAAUAUUCCGCUGGUACACGAUAAAUUCGAAUUGAGCCCGAAAUUACUGAAACUCAACAACAUUCUCGGGAGCGGAGCUUACGGGAUCGUGAGACUGGGCUCGUUAGAAGACAAAUUCGGAAAUACCACCAAUGUCGCUGUGAAAAUGCUGAAAGAAAAUCCAAGCAUGGAAGACGUACAAAAUUUCCAUAAGGAAAUACUAAUAAUGAAAUUCGCCGGGCAACAUCCGAAUAUCGUGUCCUUAAUUGGUUGUUGCCUUUUGUACAAAAAACCAGUGUUGGUUGUGGAAUAUUGUUGCAAAGGAGAUUUGCAAACCUACUUGAGGAAAAUCUGGCAAAGUAUGGUAUGCGUUGCCUUUAAUUACCGAGCUCGAUUGAAAUGUGGGGAAGAUUCGCUCACUGACAAUGGCACAGAGUAUCGUACGAACAAUUCCGAUGGAAAGCAACAAAAUGAUCAAAAUAUUCGUGGAAUCGCGAAUCGUUUAUAUGACAUCCAACAAGAUGUAGAACAACUUACGGAAACUGUCACUGCAAGCGACUUAUUGAAUUUUGCUAGACAAAUCACGACAGGCAUGGAGUGUCUGUCUUCGAAUCGAAUAAUACAUCGCGAUUUGGCGGCACGUAACAUUUUAGUAUGUGCCGACGGGAUUGUAAAAAUUUCAGACUUCGGCCUCAGCCGUGACGUUUACCAGGAAAAUUUAUAUAGAAAACAGGGAAACGGAAAACUCCCUUUGAAGUGGAUAGCAAUUGAAGCACUAACGCAUCAAGUGUAUACCACGCAAAGUGACGUAUGGUCUUUUGGUAUUUUAUUAUGGGAAAUUGUUACCAUGGGUGCCCAUCCAUAUCCCGGGAUUCCCACUAAUGUGGUUCUGAAGCUUUUAAAAACGGGUUACAGAAUGGAACGGCCGUCCAGUUGCAGCGAAGAACUGUACGAUGUUAUGUUCUGUUGCUGGAAUACAAGACCGCAAAACAGGCCAACGUUCACACAAUUGAAAGAGAGCCUGGACAAAUUACUUUUCCAUCAAUCGGAGAACAAGUACUUGAACAUGGAUGAGAUUUUGUACGACGAUCAAGAUCAGUACCGUAUACUGAAGAAAUAA